Vitrella brassicaformis is the source of this 3136-nucleotide messenger RNA. The record is from the annotation of a GenBank genome assembly. Lineage: Eukaryota; Vitrellaceae.
AGCAGACUUCCCAAGAACAUCGGCUCAAUGACAUUCGAUUGUCAGACUCCACUUGUAUGACAAACGAGUUUGCUAUUUCCCUGACUGACCUGACGCUUAUUUGUCGGUAGGCAUGAUCAGACUACUUACAGAGAAUGAGACUGUAUGUAUGGAUGUGUGGCUGUCGUCUGUUUCCUCUCCUUGGCUUCAGGCAUUUGCCAGCUAGAGCGCUGAAUGGACACGUUAUCAGCUGGGUCGCUCUCAGGCAACUCGUCCUCCCCACCGCUCUUCCCCUCCACAGAGCCCCUGUUCGCAGGGCUGGACGACCACACGCUGCCGCCUCCCCCGCCACCCCCAUUCGCCGACGACGGCAACAACUUCUCGCCGCUCUUCCCGCGACACCCGAGCGACUCGAUUAUUGGCGGUCUGCAGCCCUUCUCUCUCGACCGGUCGAAUGGCGGCAGCCCGCCCAACAUGAGGGGAGCGGCGAUGGAUGACGACGGGAGUGUGCUGCCGAUGAUGGCCGACGUGGAGGGCGACAGGCGGGCGGCGGGGAGGCAUGCGUCCGCUCCGGUGAUGGGGGAACUUUCGGAGCAGGCCAGGAGGGAUGAAGAGGCCGCCUUCUGGGAAAUGAGGAAGCGGAUGUUUGAGGCGUCAACAAACGGCGGCAGCCAGCCCCCCCACCCGUCCCAUCGCAAGGAGAUGGGGCUGGUGCACCGCCCCCGUUUCCUCUCUAUGGACAGCCGCACGUCGCCACUACCCACCGUAAGGGAGUCAGUAGUGGCCGAGGCGAGCCCUUCACCAUCACCACCCUUCCAGCAGGAGACUGCAGCAGGGUCCUCAGAGGGUGCACUGGAUGCAAUGCGUCGGCAGCUGAGUGACCUGCAGAGUCAGUUGCGUGACGUGCAGCUGCGGAUGGGUGGAGGCGGGGGAGGGGAGACCGACGCCAUCGAGAAGCAGCUGCUGACGCUGGAACAGGCGCUCAAUGUGUCCAGGCAGGCCCUGCCAUGUAAGUAAGCUAAGCCGACUGACUGACUGACUGAGUCAAUGAGUGAGUGACCGGGAGGGACAUGCCAGCCGUUGGUUGAAUGGGCUGUGCUUUGGUGUGGUGUGUUGGGCUGGCUGCGUUGUGGUGUGCAGCUUCUGCUGACCUGGAAAGCCUUCACUCGAUCACUGCUUCCAUGUUCCAAGAAGGGGUGAGCACACACACAAGCGCACACGCACACACACACGCACACUUCUCCAUUCCUGCCUCUCAUCCAUCUCUCUCUUGUUUCCUUCCUUCAGAUUGUGCGGCAGCAGAAGCGCCACUUCUCACUUCCGUGGGGUUCGCAGAUCGGUGGCCAGAAGGGCAUUCUGUUAAACCGGGGCCCCGGGAUCGACUCCGCGCCACCGCUUCCGGCACCAUUCAUGUCCUCCGAGCCCUCUGGCUACCCAGGGGAAGGGACGGAGGGGGGCGAGCCAUCGCAGCCGGGGGCGCACAAGCGAUCGUCUGCGGCGGGCAACGAGGUGAGUGUGCGCAGGGCUCUCUGUCGCGUGUUGGGUUCCUGGAUUGGAAGCGAAUGUGUCUGUCUGUUGUGUCGUUUGUGCAGGGGCCUCCGCUUAAGCGUGUGUGCGAGGGGGAGGAGCCUGGCCCGUCGAGCGCCUCUCCCGGGGACAUGGACGACGACCAGCCGCGAUCCUCUGAGCCGUCCGAUGAAUCAGCGGCAGCCCAGGGCCGCAGGAGGAAUGUCCGCCGCCCGUCCAUCAAGAAGGGCAUGCCGGCCACGGGUGGCGCUGCCGCCACCGACAGCCGCCCAUUCUUAUCGGUGCCAGUGGCCACACGACGGUCCAAGCGAUGGGGCAGCAGCUCUGAGGAGCAGCUCAAGCAGGAGGCGGCGCAGAGGGGGCUGUUGGUACCGGAGGGAGCAGCAGCUGGGGGAGAGGCGACAGGGGGGGAGGGGACAGCUGAAGGCAUGCUGCCAUGCCAGCUGUAUGCCCGGAGUCGCGGUGUUCGGCACUCCCAGGAUCCGCAGCUGCCGUGUCAGUGCCAGCUGUGCGCUCGGUGGCGGCGGGCUGUGCAAGAAGAGGCCGAUCGGCAGCUGAGCGUCAUCAAAAGUGACCUCAACGCCAAGACAAAGACACUACAGUAAGCCAAGCCACACACAACACAGAGGUGGACGGGGUCUGGUCCAGCUGCCGUCACUUGAUGCUUGCUUGUCUGCUGCUGCUGUCCCUUCCUUUCAGAGAGCUUCAAUCUCAGCUUGGCGCCGACAUGGCUCGGACGCAGCGGCUGAUGUCGGUCAUCAAGACACUGCGCAUGUUCACCCUCCCGGCCUACGCGUCUCGGGCCGACCAGCUGCUGGCUGUGGUGAUGCCGCCCGCCCUCACGCCCAUCCCCGAGUCGGCAGAGAUGCCGCCGCCAGCAGCAGCGCAGAUAGUACCACCCCACCCACCGACAGGGGCCCCACCAUUCCCCCCUCCCCCUGGCGGCCCCUGUCCCCCCUUCACCCCGCCACCGCCCUCGGUAGUGCAAUUUCCGGGAGGCAGUGUCGUCCCUGGCCGGGCGGCAUCGGCAUUCAUCCCCCCACCGGGCCCUGCGGUGAGUCCAGCCACCGCACCUGUGUUGUCAGGGGCGUUCCAGAUGCCGCCAGCUCAGCGGCCGCCGCCGAGCAGCCAUAGCCAUGUGGGGGGCCCGCUGGGCGUGGCCAGACCCCUGCACCCGCUGCUGUCCAAGGCGCUCCCAUUUCUGGCUGGUGAGGCGCCCAGUGGUGAGGGGAAUGGGGUCGGCAUACGGUCGGGGAGACGGCACACGUCACUGCCACCGGGUACACUGGGAGGUGGCGCUGAGGGACGAGAGGGGAUGAGUGAGUGACAGUCAGUCAUUGAGUGGACGGACGGCUGGUUUGGUUUGUUGCACACCAUAUGUACCGAUGUAUGCCAGCCAGCCAGCGAGCCAGCCAGCGGGGCAGACGACAGGAUGGGAGUCCGUCAGUUUAGUGGUUGAUGUGAUGGGUGCCGGGACGAGAGGGUGCAUGGCAUGGCAUGAAGACGUACGUACAUAACUGUGUGAGCCAGGGUUUUCUCGCCUACCUACAGCUAUCCAUCUAUUUAUCGGCCCACUUUUCUUGCCUCCUCUUUGCAGUCAGUCAGCGAUUAUUGCUCCUUGACCGGGUCG